Molecule: messenger RNA, 695 nt
Organism: Equus quagga
Lineage: Eukaryota; Metazoa; Chordata; Mammalia; Perissodactyla; Equidae
Gene: NAA38
Product: N-alpha-acetyltransferase 38, NatC auxiliary subunit
Exons: 2
Coding region: 119-646 (175 amino acids)
Cellular component (GO): NatC complex
Molecular function (GO): RNA binding
Source: RefSeq, a predicted model, not a curated record
AGCGCUCGCGAGAUCUCAGAUCGCCGGACCCGAAAGGUUCUUAGGAAGUUGAAGGGCCCGGAGGAGGCCCCAGGGCAAAUGGCCGGAGCUGGACCAACCAUGCUGCUACGAGAAGAGAAUGGCUGUUGCAGCCGGCGUCAAAGCAGCUCCAGCGCCGGGGUUAGCGCAGGCUCAGGUUUUGGGAUUGAGGGGCAGUCGGGGAGCAAGAUGGGGGGACGAAGGGGGAACUGCAGCUCCCGGCAGGCUCUGGGCUUCAUGUGAGUGCCCCGCGGGCUGUCGGGAGCUGUGGUUCCGCGGGUGGGCGGCAGCCGGGGCGGCGCGGUCUCAGCGCGUGUCCCACCCCGCGCAGGACUCAGACGGGGAGCGCGAGGACUCGCCGGCUACGCGCGCAAGACUGCAGCUGGAGGCGCUGCUCAACAAGACUAUGCGCAUUCGCAUGACAGAUGGACGGACAUUGGUCGGCUGCUUCCUCUGCACCGACCGCGACUGCAAUGUCAUCCUGGGCUCGGCGCAGGAGUUCCUCAAGCCGUCGGAUUCCUUCUCUGCCGGGGAACCCCGUGUGCUGGGUCUGGCCAUGGUACCCGGACACCACAUCGUUUCCAUUGAGGUGCAGAGAGAGAGCCUGGCGGGGCCUCCUUAUCUCUGACCACGAUCGCGCGUGCCUUUCAGACUUCAUUAAACCUGUAACAGAAGUG